AUGGCGGAACGCCUCUGCAAGAGCGCGCACGCAUACGCGCGACACCCAUCUGCAAUAAUGCGGCAAGCUUGCAUCGUGCACACAGCACGCUCUCUCCUCGCUGUGGGCCCCCCGGGGUCCGGGUGCCGUCAGCAGGAGGCGGAGCCCGGUGGCACCAGCCAGAGCGUGUCACCCCCGCAGCCUCGGCCAUGUCCGUGUCCAGCCCCUCGGACCUGGAGCGCAGCCAGAGUGGCAGGCCCCGCCCCCACCACCGAGAGGGAGGACACGGAGCACGAUGAGGAGAAGAUCUGUGCAGUGUGCGGAGACCGAGCCACCGGCUACCACUUCCAUGUCAUGACCUGCGAGGGCUGCAAAGGCUUCUUCAGGCGGUCCAUCAACAAGGGCAUCCACUUCAGCUGCCCCUUCACCCGGAGCUGCCCCGUCACCAAGGCCAAGCGGAGGCAGUGCCAGGCCUGCCGCCUCCAAAAGUGCCUCGACGUGGGCAUGAGGAAGGACAUGAUCAUGUCGGAGGAGGCUCUGCGGACACGGCGAGCGCUGCGGCGCCAGCGGCGGCUGGCACGGGAGGCGCUGGGGCAGCCCGGGGGGCUCACAGCAGAGCAGCAGGAGCUCAUCAGCAUCCUCAUCACGGCCCACAAGAGAAACUUCGACUCCAGCUUCUCCCAGUUUGUGCACUACCGGGUGAGUAGGACCCAAAGGGACCCGGUGGCUCCCACCCAUAGGCCCAGCGGCCUCUCCGUGUCGCCUCUGGCAGUAGCUUCCCCAGAGCCAGACUGCCUGGCCGAGGACGUGCUGCCCGACGUCUUCUCCAUGCUGCCCCACUUCGCUGACCUCAGCACCUUCAUGAUCCAGCAGGUCAUCAACUUCGCCAAGGAGAUCCCAGCCUUCAGGAGCUUGCCCAUCGAUGACCAGAUCUCCCUGCUCAAAGGUGCCACCUUGGACAUCUGCCAGAUCCAGUUCAACACGGUCUUCAACGAGGAGACCAACGCCUGGGAGUGCGGGCAGCACUGCUACACCAUCCAAGAUGGGGCCCUGGCUGGGUUUCAGCAGAUCUACCUGGAGCCACUGCUCAAGUUCCACAUCAGCCUGAAGAAGCUGCGGCUGCACGAGGCUGAGUACGUCCUGCUCCAGGCCAUCCUCCUCUUCUCACCAAACCACGCAGGCAUCGCUCAGUGGGAGUUCAUUGACCAGCUCCAGGAGAAGGUGGCCCUCACGCUCAAGAGCUACAUUGACCACCAGCACCCCAUGCCUGAGGGCAGGUUUCUCUAUGCGAAGCUGCUGCUGCUGCUGACGGAGCUGCAGACGCUGAAGGUGGAGAACACGCGGCAGAUCCUGCACAUCCAGGACUUGUCCUCCAUGACGCCGCUGCUCUCCGAGAUCAUCAGCUAGAGCCAACACUGCAAGCCUCUGCACCAAAGCCCCAGGGCCUGCCUGCUGAGCCCUGGCCUUGCAGAGGGCUGGUGGCAGUGGCCUUGACCCACCCCAUCGAGGUGGGCACCGGCACCACUUCUUGCUUAGCCCCAGCCAAGCCUGGCCCCUCAGGCUGCCGGCACUGGCCAUGCCUCCGGGGCUGGCACCCACUGGUUACCAGGGCACUUUAUAGGGUAGAGUAAAGCUCCUUUAUUUUUCCAGA
Messenger RNA from Struthio camelus australis, 1630 nucleotides. Lineage: Eukaryota; Metazoa; Chordata; Aves; Struthioniformes; Struthionidae. The record is from RefSeq and is a predicted model, not a curated record.